Saccostrea cuccullata (small rock oyster) is the source of this 2295-nucleotide messenger RNA. RefSeq lists its product as uncharacterized. The transcript has 12 exons. Lineage: Eukaryota; Metazoa; Mollusca; Bivalvia; Ostreida; Ostreidae. The record is from RefSeq and is a predicted model, not a curated record. The coding region runs from base 24 to 2252 and encodes 742 amino acids.
CCUUAAGGUCGUACAUCCACCAGAUGACCGCUGUCCGACACCGCGGCAGUGUAGAGAGAAUUCUACAGAGGGUGGCUCAGUUUGUUUUUGACAUACAGAACUACCUUAAUGAGGACGGAACCAUCCAGACAAAGGGAGAAAGAAAGAAAUCACAAAGUGCCAUUGAGCAGAGGACACAACAUUUGUCACAGAAGUUUGAUUGGUUGAUACGAGACCUACAGCUGGAGAUGGAGAAGGCAUUCUCCAAUCAGAUCCGACCUAAGUUAGGGGAGGGCAUCACCCUAGCCUCCAUGAAAGCCAAUGAACAAGCAGCGAAAUGGGGAUCACCGAUGAACAAGGAGAACAAGCAGGCCGGGGGGUUACAUUGGUGUGUGUACCGAGCCACGGUACAGAGACACGGGGUGUUCCAGUCCCCCACCUACGGACCGGUCAAUUUUAACGAGGAUCUUACGGCUCCUAUGUAUACAAGGAUAUCCAUUGUGUGGGAUAAAGUCUUCAGUGGAAUACUUUGGGGUUACUUUGAGAAGUUUAAGACCACAGUACUGACAACACUGACAGAGUUUAUCCAGAUCCUGACCCAGGAGCUUCAUAAACACGGUGUACAACCCAGCAGUACACAGAGGGUACAGGCCUACAUCUUAGACAAUGCAAAGCAUCAGUUGACAGAGAUGGUGGCUGCUCUUAAAGACUUUGUGACAGAGAGACAGAGGGAUGCCAAUCGUGUUCUGACACCUGUAAUUCAGGAGAACAUGGCUCCAACCUACGAGGCUUGUGCUGCAGAGAGUGGACCGGGAACCUACCAGAGAAUGAAGGACGGCAUGGCCGCUGGAAUCGACAUAGGGAGGUACUAUAUGUUUGAUGAUGCCUCGCGCAACCUACUGCAGGAGUUGGAGCAAAUCAAGGUUCAGGUAACGGAGAUAGUACGGGGAGUGUGUCGUAGUCUUUGCUCGACUCUACAGGUGGCUUUUGAGCCCCUUUGGGAGGCCCCUGGGACCUGCCUGGAACUGAGAGACGUACUCGUACCAUGUGUUCGGGAGAUUUCACUCCAGGUGCGCGCCAUAAUGGAGGAGGCCGGAGUGAGGGUACCUAUAACUACUACAGGGCCACCUCCUGUCACAACCACUAAUGGGACUCCUGUCCAAUCAGAAGUCACUAAUGCACAAGGAAAUCAGGAUAUACAGAGAACAGCUGGUAACUCGUUAGAAUUGCCAUCGAGUUUUGUUCUUGAGGAACUUCAAGCCGGAUCAUCCGAUUCAGAACUUCUCACCUCCAUCAAAGUGGAACCAUCACUAAGUGUGCCCAAAAUCAAGAAAGAAAUGACAGUCUCUACCCAGAAUGCCACACCUGUCCGAUUCUCCUCUAUAAAAUCUGAACCCUCGUCUGGAAUACAGGUUUGUUGUUUUUGUGGACACCCCGGGACUAACCCUGGUGAAUGUGAUAAGUGUCGUGUCCCCCGACGCUCCCCCCAAGGUGUCCAGUUCAGGUGUUGUCGGUUUUGUCAUCGGAUGGGAGAGAACGUUCACAUCUGUGAAUUCUGUAAGCGGUGUCGUCGCUGUUUGAAUGUCGUCACAUCUCCCAAGCAGCAGUGUGAGAUCUGCCAAGCUCCAAGAUCAAGGAAUCCAGGAUCAACUGGCAAAAUUUCCACAAAUCAUCAACAUGUGUCCCAAACCAUCACCUCUGCUAAUGUUCAAACAAAUAAACCGUCCACUCCAGCAGGUGCAGAUCGUAACAAUGUGUCCUCCACACACCCACCAAAUGUAGUUCACCCACCAAAUGUUGUUCAGCACAAUUCCUUCCCAACUAGCUCAUCUUACCUAGUGAUGUCUUCCAUACUUCCACCCAAUGUUGGUCAAACCUCCAGUAGAGCUCGCCACCCAUCGACACAAACCAUCAGUGGCAGAGGUCAAGGUUACCAUGCAGUGCUUACAAACAGUGGCAGGGGUCAGGGUGACCAUGCAGUGCUUAAUACAUUAAAGAGACUAGCUGAUAAAGUGAGGUCACCCAAACAUCAGCUGUCUGCUUCCCAGCCUGUCCAGCAGGGCAGAAACAUGACCCCUCGUUCUCAGGGACCAAUGGUGUCACAGACAGGUAGUCUUACUCCACGGUCGAGGAAUGAUGGACGAGUUAGUACGCCGUAUAGCAGACUCAGCAGCAGCCAACCAUCUCAUCAGAAAGAUCAGGAACAUGCCCUCAAAACACCCUCCAGAGUGCCAAAAAAUUUAGGAUUUAAGGACAUGAGGAACAAUCCUUAAGGGGAGAAAGAAUGGAUUUAUGUAGCUGAAGGAGAAAAUGGAU